AUGGUUUCAGUCAACAACCUUACAGGUUCAACUCGUAUCUUACAAUUGAUCUUUGCAGCUGUUCAUUUAGCAUUGAAUGGUAAAUUAACCCAGAACAGCAACGGUAUCUCUGGUAUUGUUGAUAAUUUCAAUGACUUGAGCAAUUCAACCUUUUCAUUAGAAGGCGCUAAAACUUCACAUGGGUUAUCAUUAGCUUCUUCAGGGUUUACAUUGACUUCUCAACCAUUAUUAUCUUUAGUUAGACAUUUCACAACAAAUGUUGAACAUGGGGUUGAAGACUUACAAGCUUCGAGAUAUGGUAUUGGUGCUCGUCAAACUUCAUACUUAGCUGGUGUUUCAGGCUCAGAAUUAAGUUCAGUUGGUCUUUGGUUUGCAACUUUUAUUUAUCAAACUGCUAAAUAUGGAUCAUGGGAUUGUUCAGAUCCUUCAAGCUUAAUCAAUCAAUAUGAAUUAGCUAGUAAUACUACUGAUGCUGAUGAAGCAUUGAAAAACUUCCUUGGUGUUGAAGAUCCAUCAAAAUUAGUAGGUGAUGCUGGUGACUCAUUAGAUAAUGCAACUUCAAGUUCUGAAGUUAAUGGCUUAUUAGAACAAAUCUGGAACUUAACAUCAACUCCAGUUAGUCUAUCUAAAUUGAACAGUACAGGUCAAUUAACUCAAAAUCAAUUAUUAGUUAGAUUAAGUCAAGAUUGUUACAUCAAAAAAACAUCAAUUGGGUUCUCAUUCAUCACAUUUAUUUUCUUUUUAGUUUCAAGUGGUGCUGUUUCGUUCUCAUUCGUUCAAUUACUUCAAAAAUUAAAAGAAGGGUUACCAAGUGAAGGUGAUGAAGAAUCAGGUGCACCAGAUGAUGGAGAAGGUGAAACCCCAGAUCAAGGUGAUGGCGAAACUCCAGCAGAAGGUGAGACUCCAACUGAAGAUCAAGAAAAAUCAAAAGAAAAACCUGCAAAUAGCGCUUCUGGCCACAAGAAAUUUAAAUUAGGCUACAGUUAUGCUAAUCUUUUCCCAAAGGUUGAAUAUCAUGAUUAG
Hansenula ciferrii is the source of this 1023-nucleotide messenger RNA. RefSeq lists its product as uncharacterized. NCBI's taxonomy places the organism in Eukaryota, Fungi, Ascomycota, Saccharomycetes, Phaffomycetales, Wickerhamomycetaceae. The coding region runs from base 1 to 1023 and encodes 340 amino acids. The transcript has a single exon. The record is from RefSeq and is a predicted model, not a curated record.